AUGCCCCCGCCACCGCCGCCUCCCCCGGGCGCUGUCGAGUCACCCUUCCUUUCGAGCUUCCACCACCACCACCACCACCAUCUCCACCAUCUACACCACCACCUCGACCAGGACCGUGGCGGCGGUGACGCUGGUGGCAGUGGCGGUGGCAGUGACGCCAGCACCGCCGGCGGCAACGCCUCUGCCUCAUCCCGCCUCUCGCUGCACGUGCUGAUGUCCCCGGCUGAGGCGUCGCCCCGGCCCGCCACCCUGUCGCUCAGUGGGCUGUCCGGCCUGCCGGGCUCGCCGGAGCCCUCGUCGCCGGUGGCCCGGGUGUCCUUGGGCCGCGGCCGUGGCCCCGACUCGCCGCGCCUGUCUGCUGCAUGUGGCUCCGGCGGCGGCGGCGGCGGCGGCGGCGGCGGCGGCCCCGGGUCUGCCCUCGGGUCGCCACUGCUGCUGGCCGAGUCAGGCCCGAGCCGAGGGGGCCUCGGUGCGGCGACUGCGGCUGCCCACUCGUCCGACCUGUUCCACGGUGCCAGUGCCUUCUGCCAGCCGACCCCUCGGUCACCGAGCAUCCAAAACCUUCACCACCACCACCACCACCACCAUGGCGGACCCCCGGCGGCCUCCAAGGAGGACUAUCACCCGCACCACCCGCACCACCACCUGGCGGCAUCCGGCAGCUCGUCGAUCGAGUUGCCCAUGGCCGGCUUGGUCCCGGCGCACAUCCACUUUGCCGGGGUGGACAGCGAGCCCGGGCCCCGGCGCGGAAGCGACCCCGGCGGCGAGGAUGGUCGGCGCUUCUUCAAGUUCGGCUCGCUCUUCGGGACGUCUAGCACCAUGCGCCCGGCGCCGGCCGACUCGACGUCGACCCUGCGCAGUCGCGCGCCCGGGCCCCGGUGGCAGGCGCCCCGCUGGACGCGCAAGCUCAGCAGUCGUGCCCUGUCGCUGCCCUUUGUCUCGCGUGCCAAGCGCACCCUGAAGAAGGGCCUCUCGGCCACCGGCAGUGUGGUGUCCGGCUCAGCUGGGCGGCUUGUUUCGCCCAAGGUGGCCGAUAUGCUCAAGCUCUUGGCAAUCAUCAUCUGCUGGUACUCCUCGAGUACCCUGACCAACCACACGGGCAAGAAGAUCCUCACAAUGUACCCGCGGCCAGUCACCCUGACCGUGUGCCAGUUCACCCUGGGCGCCAUCUACAUGCCGAUCUUCGCCUACCUCUUCAAUGCCCUUGUGGCCAAGACCGGCGGCUGGGGCUUUGCCUUUCCCUUUUCACAACGCGGCUCCGGCAUGCGGCCGGUCGCGCCGCCGGUCCGGGCCAAGGACGACCCACCCAUGUCCUCAUCCUCGGUUGCCAUGGCCACCGCCGGGCUUCCCCCCCCCAUGACCGCCACGGACCAAGAGCAGCCUGGCGGCGCCUUCUGCCCGCUGAACACCGAGGAGUUUUCCGUGCCGCCGCCCUCGGCCAGCGGCCUGCUGCCCCCGCCGUACCACCUCCACCACCACCACCACCACCACCACCAACACUACCCCUCGGCUGGGCACCACCACCACCCUCACCAUGGGUACCAGCAGGGGGCCGGCCUGCCCGGGCCCGGGACCGGCCAUCGCCAGCCCCCGACCCCGUCGGCCGUGGUCGCCGAUGACCGCCUGCUCCUGGCCAUUCCCAACCGGCAGACGCUCUUUUUCGUCAUCCUCCCGCUGACGGCCUUCAAUGUGGUUGGCCACAUGUUCUCGGCCUUGGGCAUCUCCAAGGCCUCUGUGGCGUUGGUCCACACGAUCAAG
Fonticula alba is the source of this 1758-nucleotide messenger RNA. RefSeq lists its product as hypothetical. The transcript has 6 exons. NCBI's taxonomy places the organism in Eukaryota, Rotosphaerida, Fonticulaceae. The coding region runs from base 363 to 815 and encodes 150 amino acids. The record is from RefSeq and is a predicted model, not a curated record.